Molecule: messenger RNA, 771 nt
Organism: Acytostelium subglobosum LB1
Lineage: Eukaryota; Evosea; Eumycetozoa; Acytosteliales; Acytosteliaceae
Exons: 1
Coding region: 1-771 (256 amino acids)
Biological process (GO): glycolytic process
Molecular function (GO): intramolecular phosphotransferase activity
Source: RefSeq, a predicted model, not a curated record
AUGUCAACUGCUGCAGCAUUCAAAUUGGUGUUGGUACGUCAUGGUGAGAGCACUUGGAACAAGGAGAAUCGUUUCACUGGUUGGACUGAUGUAGAGUUGUCAGAGAAGGGCGUGCAAGAGGCUGGUAACGGAGGCAGACGUCUGAAGGAGGAGAACUUGCACUUUGACAUUGCCUACACUAGCGUGUUGCAGCGUGCCAACAAGACAUUGGACAUCAUCUUGAACGAGCUCAACCAAAAGGAUAUCGUUCCCAUCAGAUCGUGGCGUCUCAACGAGAGAAUGUACGGCGCCCUGCAGGGUCUCAACAAGUCCGAGACCGCCGCCAAGUACGGCGACGAGCAGGUGCUCGUCUGGAGACGUUCGUACGAUGUGCCCCCACCCGCCCUCGAGCCAACCGACCCCCGCGCACCAGUCAACGACCCAAUCUACAAGGACGUCGACCCAAAGCAGCUCCCACUGACCGAGUGUCUCAAGGACACCGUCGAGCGUUUCCUGCCCUUCUGGAACGAGACUGUCGCGCCAUCGAUCAAAUCAGGCAAGAAGGUGAUCAUUGUCGCUCACGGCAACAGUAUCCGUGCUCUCAUCAAGCAUUUGGAAAACAUCUCUGACAAGGACAUCGUCGGAGUUGAGAUCCCCACCGGAAUCCCACUCGUCUACGAGUUGGACGCCGACCUCAAGCCAAUCAAGCCACACUACUACCUUGCUGACGAGAGUGUCCUGCAUGCCGCUCAGCAAGCUGUUGCCAACCAAGGUAAGGCCAAGCAGAACUAA